Messenger RNA from Penicillium vulpinum, 1722 nucleotides. Its product is annotated as MFS transporter. The transcript is spliced from 3 exons. The record is from RefSeq and is a predicted model, not a curated record. The coding region runs from base 1 to 1722 and encodes 573 amino acids. Gene Ontology annotation, biological process: transmembrane transport. Gene Ontology annotation, molecular function: transmembrane transporter activity. Lineage: Eukaryota; Fungi; Ascomycota; Eurotiomycetes; Eurotiales; Aspergillaceae.
AUGUCUUACACCCCACGCGAUACUGGCACCAGUGGAAGAAAUGGCCUCAGUACUAUUACGACAAGACCCGAUCGCAGCCGGUCAGAAAUUGGGUCCAUGCGCUCAGGGAACACUCGCGAAAGCACCCUGAGUGAGGUUGAACUACAGCGAAUCAACACUUCUCGACUGCAACAUCGCUCAACAGUAGGCUCCGGUGCAGGAGUCACGCCGCGCGACCAGUGGCUCCCCCUUGGAGCUGGGAAGCCUCAUCCCCCACCUCUCCCAGACCCAGAAGAAUACAUUGUCGAAUUCAACGAUGAAAACGAUCCUAUGCACCCCCAAAACUGGCCGUUCAGACGCAAAAUGAUUAUAUCCAUGAUCCUAGCAUAUGCAACCUUCGUUUCGUCUUUUGCUAGUGCCAUAUUCUCCUCAACGGUCCAAGAAAUCAGUGCUCAAUUUCACAUUAGCACGGAGGUCGCUAUCCUUGGUAUUACACUGUAUGUUUUGGGAUUUGCUUCGGGGCCGACGAUAUGGGCACCGGCAAGUGAGCUAUUUGGGAGGAGAUGGCCAAUCUGCAUUGGCAUGUUCGGGUAUUCCCUUUUCACCAUUGCGACAGCGACUAGCAAGGAUGUCCAGACCUUGAUGUUGACGCGAUUCUUUGCCGGCUUUUUCUCUGCUAGCCCGCUCGCUAUUGUGCCGGCUAUAUAUGCCGACAUAUGGAAGACUGAGAGUCGGGGUGUGGCUAUUGCUAUAUUCGCCAUGGCUGUAUUCGUGGGGCCUUUCGCGUCUCCGUUCACCGGUGGUUUCAUCACCAUGUCCUAUCUAGGGUGGAGGUGGACUAUGUACAUUUCGUCCAUCAUGGGGUGGCUGGCCACUGUUCUUUGUGUUCUUUUCUUCAAAGAGAGCUAUGCACCCACUGUGCUUGUGGGAAAAGCGGCCAUCCUGCGACGACAGACACACAAUUGGGGAAUCCGUGCCAGACAAGAACAGAUCGAGCUUGAUUGGAACCAGUUGAUCACGAACAAUUUUAGUCGGCCAUUCAGUAUACUUUUUACCGAACCAAUUGUGUUCCUGAUCUCUCUCUGGAUGAGUUUUGUAUAUGGCUUGAUGUACGCACUUCUCGGUGCCUACCCCGUGGUGUUCGAAGGUAUCCACAGAAUGAACAUUGGUGUUGGAGGUCUGCCAUUUAUCGGGUUGAUUGUUGGCGAGUUCCUAGCCGGUGCCUAUGUCCUUAUUAAUCAGAAGUCAUAUAAUAAGAAGUUAGCCGCCAACAAUAACAUCCCGGUCCCAGAAUGGAGACUGCCUCCCGCCAUCCUCGGAGGUAUUUGCUUCUCUGUCGGGAUGUUCUGGUAUGGCUGGACUGGAUGGAAAGAGUCGAUCCAUUGGAUGGCUCCUACUGCUAGCGGUGUUGUGACUGGAUUUGGCAUCUAUGUCAUCUUCCUGCAGUGCUUCAAUUACUUGAUUGAUUCAUAUUUGAUGUUUGCCGCAUCGGUAUUUGCUGCGAAUACAAUUAUUCGAUCUGCAGUGGGAGCUGCAUUUCCCCUGUUCUCGAGGCAGAUGUUUGUCAAUAUGCAUGUGCAAUGGGCUGGCACACUACUUGGGUGUCUCGCACUCAUCAUGGUUCCGAUUCCUUUGGCAUUCAUGAAAUGGGGACCUGCAUUGCGCAGGAAGUCUAAAUUUGCUCCAGUCAUCGAUCUUUCGCCUGAAAAAAAUUCAGAGAAAGGGUUGGCUGGGUCUGUCUAG